UUGCGAGCUGAAUUAUGUUUAACGUUACAGAGUAGUUGUUGGGUGCAUCGACUGACUGACGCUGUUUCAGUUGCGCAACCCGUCCCCCGUCAAACAUGCACUGGCAUGACAUCGAACGGUGAUGGACUGACUCAACUUGGUGCGCUCCAAUGUUGCUGCUAGGCUGCACCCAUCACUCAUCACUGCCGCGAUUUCCCAAGAUCAUGGAACCCGGUUCGUUAGCCUUGACCGCCUUCUUUAGACAUCCGCGCCUCGCCAGUGGGGUGCGUCUGGGCCCCGUCACUGCACGGACUGGCUCUCCGAUACGCUGGAACGCCCAACGCACUUUUCCCGAGAUUCCUUUUCCUUCAACCGGCCGCAGUGCGAAGUACGUAUCGAGCUUCUCUGCUGACUCGCACGGCAGCCUGUCUGUUGGGAUUUGGGACGGCUUCUGAACGUUGAAGCGGCCGUGUCCGGUGACGUGACUUCCAACUGUGCCUCCUGAAGACAGGUUCCUGUGGCUGGUGUCGAUUCAUGGCGUUGUGUUCACUUUUUUUCCACCUCUUGUGCCCUCGUCAGUUUAUGAAUUCAUUGUGGUAAAGUUAGGUACGGGACGAGAUCCUAUCUCUCUGAUGGCCUUGGCCCUUCGUUUGACAUUCCUUUCUCCGGUUAUCGACACUGGCGAGAUCCACUCGCACAGGCUUAGACUCUUUGAAGGUUCACUUUGGCCGACAGUCUUGA
This is a messenger RNA of Canariomyces notabilis, 720 nucleotides long. RefSeq lists its product as uncharacterized. The transcript has a single exon. The record is from RefSeq and is a predicted model, not a curated record. Bases 204 to 434 code for a protein of 76 amino acids. NCBI's taxonomy places the organism in Eukaryota, Fungi, Ascomycota, Sordariomycetes, Sordariales, Chaetomiaceae.